Messenger RNA from Coniosporium apollinis CBS 100218, 288 nucleotides. RefSeq names its product ribosomal protein S16, mitochondrial. Bases 1 to 288 code for a protein of 95 amino acids. Gene Ontology annotation, cellular component: mitochondrial small ribosomal subunit; ribosome. The transcript is spliced from 2 exons. Gene Ontology annotation, biological process: mitochondrial translation. Gene Ontology annotation, molecular function: structural constituent of ribosome. The record is from RefSeq and is a predicted model, not a curated record. Lineage: Eukaryota; Fungi; Ascomycota; Dothideomycetes.
AUGGUCGUGCGCAUCCGGCUCGCCCGCUUCGGCAAGCGCAACGCACCCUUCUACAACAUCGUCGUCGCGCACGCCCGAACAGCACGCAACUCGAAGCCCCUCGAAGUCCUUGGAACCUACGAUCCGAUACCGAAGCCGCCGCGCCCAGGCGACGAGGGAGGCAGGCCGUGGAAGGACAUCAAGCUCGACACGUCGAGGGCGAAGUAUUGGUUGGGUGUUGGGGCGCAGCCGAGUGAUCCUGCGUGGAGGCUGUUAAGUAUGGUAGGUUUGCUUGUGAGAGGGACAUGA